CAGUCAUCUUCAUCUCUCAUUUUCCAUUCACUGAUUUUCCAAAAAGAAGAAAAAUGUUACAAGUGAAAAAGGAGCUGAAAAGUUCACAUCAUCCAGAUUUACUACAUUUAUGUCUUUCUUCUCCCAAUUGUAACAGUGAUACUUGUUUUCUUGAAUCAACUCAUGUUACAGGGAAAGUAAAAUCCCAAAUUAACUCUACAAAGGGAUUCUGGACAGAUGAAGAGGAUAAUCUUUUGAUUGAGACAUUCAAGAAGCACGACGGAAGCAACUGGAAAAGUAUAGCUGCAUACUUUCCUGGGCGAACCGACAUUGAAUGCUUCCAUCGUUGGCAAAAGGUUUCGGAUUUUGAUCUUGGAAAGAGAUCAUGGACAAAGGAGGAGGAUGAGGCCUUAAUUGAACUGGUAAGAAAGUAUGGUUUCAAGAGAUGGUCUUAUAUUGCAAAAUUCAUACCAGGUCGUAUUGGAAAGCAAUGUCGCGAAAGGUGGCAUAAUAACCUUGAUCCAGCUAUAAAAAAGGACGCAUGGACGGAGAAGGAAGAAUCAAUACUUGCUUACUAUCACCGAAUAUAUGGCAGUAAAUGGGCAGAAAUUGCAAGGGUUCUUCCUGGAAGGAGUGACAAUGCUAUAAAAAAUCAUUGGAACAGCUCAAUGAAGAAGAAGACGUCUACAUCGCCGAUUAGGCAUGACAUGAAUGUUUCCACUUCCAGUUUCUGCACUUCUCUAAUAAAGCCAGCUGAUGAUCAAAGUUUAAUUGGAAUAGCUUCUCCCCAGCAAAGUCACUGGUUGAAGCACAAUGCUGAUAACCUUCCAACAAGAAUGAUUAUUCGAAAUGCUGAUAACCAAACGAAUUUUGCUGAUAACCUCCUAAGACCGGUCAAUUUAACAAAUGAAAUGGAAACAGUUAUGGGUUGCAAAGACCAUGCCAACUCUACCUUCUCAGUUAAACAUAUGAACUCAUAUUCGGAUAAUUCGUUGGAUAUGUUCACUACAAAUAUGGAUUGUUUCCCUUCUCCAAGUACUGUUACUUGCGAAGCCUACAAGUCUCCCAAAUGGCAACAGGUUUCUUUGCUAGAUUCAAAGUUUUAUGCUGGUAACGAAUCUGACAGUCCCCAUUUGAGCUACUCAAAAUUGGCUAAUCAUGUUGGAAGAGAAAGCAAUGACAAAAGUGACGUGAGCCCGGAAUCUGUACUAAGAAGCUUAGCAAUGACCUAUGAGAACACUCCUUCUAUUAUAAGGAAAAGAACUUCUAGGAAGGGAUGCAAUGCUGCCGACAAUGGCAAGCCUCAAACACCUUCGAGAAUCGAUUUCUCAACUCCUGAAGAAGGAUGUGUAAUUGGCUUUGAUAAUUUAAAACUCAACCAAGGAUUUGUUCCAUUCCUUCCUAGACAUGCAAUGGAAUGAGGAACUAAUGCCUGUAGUAUUUAGUAUAAAAGCCUAACAGAAAUCUCAAAAAUUUCUCUAGUUCUAUUUAAAGACAAGACUUUCUUGCUAAGCUAUCCUUUUCUUGGACAUGCGUAGACUUUGUUUAGAUUAGAAAAGAGUGAAAGGAAAAAAGUAGUAAAAAGGAAUUUGUUAAAAAAAAGUUGUAUGUUAUGUAGAAAAUGAAUCAAUGGUGA
Trifolium pratense (red clover) is the source of this 1615-nucleotide messenger RNA. RefSeq names its product transcription factor MYB3R-5-like. The transcript has 8 exons. Gene Ontology annotation, biological process: regulation of DNA-templated transcription. The record is from RefSeq and is a predicted model, not a curated record. NCBI's taxonomy places the organism in Eukaryota, Viridiplantae, Streptophyta, Magnoliopsida, Fabales, Fabaceae. Bases 54 to 1400 code for a protein of 448 amino acids. Gene Ontology annotation, molecular function: DNA-binding transcription factor activity, RNA polymerase II-specific; RNA polymerase II cis-regulatory region sequence-specific DNA binding. Gene Ontology annotation, cellular component: nucleus.